Molecule: messenger RNA, 2215 nt
Organism: Pimephales promelas (fathead minnow)
Lineage: Eukaryota; Metazoa; Chordata; Actinopteri; Cypriniformes; Leuciscidae
Source: RefSeq, a predicted model, not a curated record
AGAGUUUUCCGUGCGACGGUUACCUAAACCCGAUCGCGAAGUUUAGCUCUUUGGCUGUGCUCAGCUGCUCAAAAUGACACUGUUUAAGUGUCACCAUUGUAUUGGAGAAGAUAAAGCAGCAGAGGACACAGAUCACGUGGAGAAAAUCUUGCCACCAGGGUACAGUCAUCUGCUGUGUCGUCAUGAACUGCUGGAAAUGUCAGGGGAUGUUGAAAACUUUCGAGCGGGUCUUAAAUUGCAGCUGACUACAGAAGAAGAGGUCAAAAAGUGGUUGGUGGACUUCCAAAAGACCUCAGCUUUAACAUGGAGGAAAUCCAGGACAUACCCUGAUUCUGGACGCUACAACAAAUACAGAGUGGAUCUGAGAUGCCAACACAAAACGUACUGUUCAUCAUCCAAGACAUCCAAAAAUACCAACUGCCCUGCUACCAUGUUUCUAAUUCUCAAGAGACAUAUGUAUGAAAGAAAGUCCAGAUCAGGAGACCCACACAUAGAAGAGGGCUAUUUCCUUCAUGUGAACUUGAGGAAUGAACAUAAUCAUAGACUGAACACUGCUGAGGUCAUGAGGUGGAGAGAUGUGUCUAAUGACACCAUUGAAAAGCUACAUCAGCUCUACAGAACUGGUCACUCUCCUUCAUCUGCACUCAAAAGCAUUAAAUACAACCUGCAGGAAGAGGAAGGUGAUAACUACAUUUACGCUAUUGCAGAUCGAUCCAUUUGCCCGGACAUUCAGUUCUGCUACAGAUUAUACUACAAGCUUUUUCAAAAGUCAUAUGCUGAACCUGCAGAGAAGGACAUUUCAGAAGAGCUUUUUAAACCAUUAGAAUUGGAACAGUCAUGGGAGACAACAACAGUGACAGAUGGACACACUACGUGCAUUGAAGAUGGAGUGUCUGUAACUACUCUACCAGUCAUCACCACAGAAGGAGAAGAUUUUUCAGAAGAAAAUGAGCCAGGCCCAAGCGGAGCUGAAGAAGUCGUCGGGUCUUUGGAUGGACAGCUCGAGGAAAUUUUUGGGAUGCUAAAAAAGAAGCUAAAUGAGGAUGCAAGUUUUACACCACCUAUAAGAGCGUUUGUGUCCAAUUUCUUUCAAAUAAAGACUGACAGUGCUCUGCAGUCAUCACUUUUUUGUUUUGGUAAGGCCACGCAGACAAUCAAUCAGAUCAGUGUAGAACCUGCUCCAGGUCCACGGAGGAAAGGGGCUCUGGCUGGACGUAGAGCUGUUGGCAGACCCCCAAAGAGCUCAAGAAGAGAGCACCCAUACUGCAACAGCAAAUCCAACAAUCCCCAAACUCUCACAUUCUGUUUGCAGGAAAAUAACUCCCUUGAGAAGACAGUCCCCAACACACCACCACCAGCUUUUGGUUUGUGUGAAGGUCCAACUACUGUCUAGAGGAUAUUAAAUUAAUAAGUCUUAAGAAGCUGGGCUUUACAGAGAACAUCAUGAAAUCAUCUACUUUAUAUUUCUGGUCUUCUUGUGCACAAUUCAUCAGUGCAUGUUGUUCUAGAGGAGGAAAUGUUUGUUUGUAUAUUUAAUUACAAUAUAAUGACUUAUUGACUUUGUUCUGAUGUGUGGGGAUGAAACACACUUUUCACUAUUAUGUAAGUUCCACCUUACCUUUUUUAUAAUUGAAUGUUUAACUCUGCAGUGUCACAUUAUGGAAGUAAAUUGGGCUGCUAAAGCCGUUUCAUGUUCGCUUAUAAUGACUGUCAUAUUUUUAAAGGUGUCCAGACACCUAAUGUUAUGGUUACCUUUAAGGUUAACAACCUUAUAUAAAAAGAAAAUUUGUUCCUAAUAUCCUCAAUUUCUUGAUUUUUUUUUUUUUUUGGGCAAUGAUCUUUACUAUUGUGUGUACACCACUUAAGUUUUAUUCAGAUCCAGUACUGCAUCAAGCUGUCAGUGGUGGCCAGUUUAAUGUGAUUUCAUUAUUUACAAAACAUGACAAAUGGUCCAAUCUUACUCUUUAUGCACAUGGACAAAAAAUUAUUAUGCAUCGUUUUGCUUUUUUUUUUUUUUUUGAUGACAAAAUAUCACUUGUCAAUUAUUUGUAAAUUUCUGGGUUUUGUCCCAUGAAUGGUAAGGUAUGAUAGAAUAGUUUUGCUUUAUAGACAAUGUACAAAUAGCUUGUUAUUUCGGGCACUACAAAUGUGUAGUUAUAGGUAUAAUACUUGCCUUUGUAAAGUACUCAAUAAACCUGUAAGAUCAUGAUUAAUA